AAAAUUUUUCCCCAACUUCCGCCUCUAUCUCUCCACCUCUCUCGUCUCUCUCUCUACAAAUACCUCCAAAUAUCGAUCUCACCCCCUCUCCUCCGAUCUCUGCAUCGCCAAUUGACCACCAAAACUACCCCCUCCGCUCCGAGUCUUCGUCGCCAUGGUGCCAUCUCCGGCGAACAGCCUUCGCUAUUGCCUCUUCCUUCUCCUCCAUAUGCGCCGCCAGCUCCUACCCCAGGAGAGUCCAGCCGUUGCUCCGAUGGCCAGCCCCCUCCUUUCUCAUCCUCCACCGGCGAACAGCGCCGACAUCGACGGAGACGGCCAGCCAAGCCUCCACGCCGCCGCUCCAUCCUCCAUCCUCUAGUCGCCUACUUUCUCCCCUCCAAUGAACGUCCAACAGCCGUGACACAACCUCGACUCAACUCCCACAGCGAUACCUCCGGCAAACCACUUCGGCGUUCCAACCAUGCAACCCUUCCUCAUCAAAAAUGAAGAAUCCGUCUUCAGAUAGAAUCUUAUUCGGAAGACAAAGUGUGUGAAUCACAUUCAGCAGAGUGGGAGAAAAGGUGAAGAAAUUUUAGAGAGGAUUUUGAAGGAUGAAUGAUAGCUCAGCUAGAGAAAUGAAUGAGAGACAACUUCAAAGGCCUUGUGGUUGUGUGGGCAUUUUCUUUCAGCUCUUUGAUCGGAACCGUAGAUUUGCCACGAAGCUGUUUCCAAAGAAACUGCUUUCACCAGCUUUCUUGAAACAAGCUUCAAAAAAGUUUGGAGGGGAUGAGAAGCAGCCAAAGCUUCAUUUGAUUACUGAUGAGAACAGUGGGGGUUUUCCAAAAGCAAAGAGUAGUGGAAUGACCGUUACACGUUGUGAAAGCAUGCGUAAAAUGAAAGCUCCAGGUUUGGUUGCUAGGCUCAUGGGUUUGGAAUCAAUGACAGCAGGAUCAGGCAAUAAGCCCCAAAAGGCUUCAGCUUCUGAAACUUGGAGCAAUGUGGCAGAAAAACUUGGUGCUCGACCUGCCAGAUCUGAUAAAGAAGAUAUGGAUUUUGAGAUGGCCAAAAUAAAGAGUCCCAAACCAGGUUUGCAAAGGUUUAGAGCUAAAUGUGCUCUCACUUAUCAUACUAGAUAUUUUUCUCCUUUGGAAGAUGAAGCAGAUUUAGUUGGGAAUUCACUUGAUCACCAUUCAACUGACAACUACCUCUCCAGCAGUCCCAAUAGUAGCUCAAGUAUAGUCCCCGAUUCGACAUUUUACUAUUUGCAUACUUCCUUUCUUUCCCUCAAAUACAUUAAUUAAAAAAGAAGACAACUCUGAAGUUGGACAAAGUGCUUGCGGAAUCAGUGGACUUUAUUGAUGAUGAACCACUCUUUCUAGAACCUGAUAGAGAUCUUUCGGAUUGUCAGACCUCAUUAUCCACCAGGAGGAGUUGCAGAGAACUGAUUCAUAACAUUUCUGGAGUGCUCUGCAAGAUUGAUCAGUUAAAAGUAAGCAAACUCAGCUACACAAAACAGGUCGUUUUGAAUGCUGAACUCAUAUUUGGAACUACACCUCAAUAGCAAGCUCUACCUGAAGAAUAUGAGUUCUGUGAGCCAUUUUCUCCUUAAUCAACUUGAAAUGUUUUCGAGUUUUCUGUGGAUGGCUUUCGGUGAGUUGCUUGGCUGUAAUGACCCAAAACAGACAAAUCAGCUUAAAGGAUUCACCUUUGAUUGUCUAUUAGAGUACCUAGACUCAAAAUUUUCUCCAAUCUCUGAUUCUGGUUUCAGAACCUGUACCAAACUACCAUCAAGUAUGACCAAAGAGAUUCUGAUUGCUGAUAUUAUUGAUGAGGUCGAAGAGUGGACACAAUUUGUUGGUUUGAUCCCAGACGAGCUAAUAGAAUGGGAUAUAGCCAUUCUUUGGGUAAAUGUACAGACUUCGAGAUUGAAGAAUAUGAAUGUGGCACUGAAAUUGCUAGGCAUAUUCUCCAAGAAUUGGUAGAUGAAGUUGUUUUAGACCUCUACAGUUCUAGCUAAAUUUGGUGGAACUGUUGAUUGCUCCUCUUUCUGAGACUUUGUUGCAAGCCUAUCAGUGCUGUUCUCAUGUGAAAACUCUUGACUCAAUAUUGUCGAGCAAAGUAUUUUGUACAAACCAUUGAUUCUGCAUCUGAUUCGACUUAUUGUACUUGUGCUUUUGCAUUUAUGAAUAUUAAGAACAAUCCCUUCGUGGACAUCUGUUUGAAG
Molecule: messenger RNA, 2203 nt
Organism: Capsicum annuum
Lineage: Eukaryota; Viridiplantae; Streptophyta; Magnoliopsida; Solanales; Solanaceae
Exons: 4
Coding region: 591-1280 (229 amino acids)
Source: RefSeq, a predicted model, not a curated record